GGAAAAAAUAAUGGUCAAAUGCGUUCUGUUCCAAUCCUCUCUUCCGCUACAGCAAUAAAAAUUAAUCCACUCCUAGCACUCGGAGGGCAGGAGGCAAAGCUGAAGUAUUGGUUUCAGAUUCGCCGUUCCUGUUAGCCAGCUCAUCGGUGCUGUGACCGUUUGGUCCAGUGGGGUUUCUCUUUCUGGGCUUUUUUGGUUUAUGAUUUCAUGUUGGUAGAAAAUAGGAAGAGCAGAGACAUGGGACGGGCUUGAAGGGUACAAUUGCUCCUGGGUUGUGUUGCUAUCACAGCUGCAGUGCUGUGGGUGACUCUAGUAGUCCUAGACUACUAGACCUAGACGUCUAGGGGACCUCAUUGAUAAAGACUUGGCACCUAAAUUCACCGUGCUGGUUCUUGAUGUGAGUAUGGGCUCCAUUUUGGUUCUGAGCUGCGGCAGAGAUGGAAACAUAAGAAAUGUUGUCCCUCUUCCCCAUCAGGGGCAGUACAGGCCUUUGAAGAACCAUUUCUUUUGGCUUUCACAAGCACCUGGAGUGCUGGUUUUAGGUCUUGGAGUGCUACUGUUUUCCUGUGAGAGGGAAUUAGCCGGAGUUUAGCAAAACCGAAGCCUUCAUCUUGUGCAGUAUUUCUGGAUAAUUUGCAAAGCUGAUCUGUUGCCCUGCUGCAGGCUUCACAUUGUAGGAAAACCUCACUCCCCAAAGGGAGAUGAGCUCUGCCCUUGCAAAGAUCCUUGGCCCUGCAUUUUUCUCAGUCAGAACAUCAGUGGCUUGGACGUUGUUUUGGAUAAAGUCUAAAGCGAUGCUCCACAAGGGUCAGGCUGCAAUGUGGAGCCCCUUGAUAGAGGAAGGAUUUCAAGACGUUGCCAUGUUCUGCGCUCGUCUGGGUGUCCCUGCAGGCAGGUGUGCCAGGACAUGGGAUAUCUGCCACUCCGGGAAGAUCCAGGGAGGCUGCAAGUGCUCUGGGUACCUGAAAACCAGGAGCAUGGUGUACCGAUGAUUUUGCCUGCUUUGUUUCACUUGUAUCCUUUGUUAACAAGGGGCAGUCUAGAGGGAAAUAGUCUAUUAUUAAUAUUUAAUUUCCUCCUAUUACUGUAAGCAGAUGACCUAAAGAUCAUUUAGCCAACAGCCAAUAAUAAAGCAAAUAGGGCAACCAGAACAAGUGCGUCUUGGUUAGGAGGGUGAUGCCUCCUUACUCCUCUCUUUCCUGCCCCACCCCACUGUGUUCCUCCAUCCUUCAAGGGAGGAGAAGCAGUGGGGCUGUCUCCAGCCCUCGUGCGCUGGGUCAGGGCUGUGGGGGAGCUGUUCUAAAUGAGGUGUGUUCAUAGAACGUACUGGGGUUCAGAAAGCAAACCUGGGGCAACACUGAAAAGUGCUGCUGCUGUCUUCCCUGUUUUCACUCUGUUUGGAGUCUGAGCUGUUUUGUGGAUUGGUGCAGUGCCUGUGUGCACAUUGACUCGUUGUGGCAUGAUCCUCUGGAGAAAUGAGGAGAGAGAACUUUCGAAGAAACUUGAAUAUAAAAGAUAGUGAGAUUCUCUUUGAGCUGAAGGGCUUUAAGUGAGGAUAAGAAGCAACAAGCGUCUCCCCUCCAGGCUUUGGAAAGAAGGAAGUGAAUUCUUUAGCAGCAGCAAUGUUCUGCUUGCAGCCGUGUGUGAAUGGAAGGAUUUUCCCCUAGAGAGGAAGGUGAUCUGUAGGCAGCUGGUACCUGAGGAGGGCUGCGUUGUCUGGUGGAGAUGCUUGAUGGCGACCCAUGGAGCAAGGUUGGAUGAGGAUUCCCCCAUGGCCCUGUGAGCUGCCCGAAGGGACCGAGAGCAGGGAAUGAGUUUUUUGGAGAUGGGUGAUGGGAAGUGCGCGGUGGCCAAGGGCUCACCUCAAUGCUUCAGGUGAUCAGGAGGGUGAGGGGCAGCACCUUAGUCCAAAGCCAACUGGAGAUACCAAACAAAAGCUUACUUGGUCUCCAGUGGUGAAUUGCUUCAUGGGAACAUGCUGUUCAGAUGCUUUAUUGAAUUUUCAAGGAGCAGUUUUUCACUGGGACUGAAAUCUGAGAGAGAACAGAGUGUUCCAAGUCACUAAAAAUGAGCAGAGCAACAGCUUUACAGGUUUGUGAGAGGCAAAAAAAAGGUUUAUUUAAUAAUAGGGAAAAAGCCAGAACAUGGCCCAGGGUAUCAAGGAAGAAUUAAUCCAAUUAACAAGACAAAACAUGAGAUUGAGAAGAAAUACUAAUUGUAGCUGUCCAGCAGGUUGUGUGAUACAGAUUAUUUUUCUGAAGUUUAAAGAGGCUUGUAAUAUCGAUCCCUCAAGGGCCUGAGCUGUUAAAUAUACACUUCUCCAGUGAGUAAAACAAGUUGUUAAUUAAUUUUGUCUUGUCAGACCUGGUUGCUGAGCCUUUGAGUCUUGCAUGAAGUCAAUGAUUUUGUAAUAUAUCUUCUUGUCUAGGUGGUCUGUAUCUCAUUUUGUCUCCACACAGUGAAUUUCUAGUGAUAUGCAAAGAAAGAUUGGCCCUUUCCUUGCUUUAGUGCAAGUUGCAAACUGGUCUGCAGUUUAAGACGUGUUGUGCUGUUGAAAGCUAUAGCAGGCUGGGACUGGGAGAGAUCAGUGAGACACAAGGGAAUGCUGGGUUGAUAUGAGAGCCCCCUGAAUGGUGACACCUCUGUAAGUAGUGGGUGAGAGCCCUGACGUGCUGGCGUUGUGUGGUGAACGAUUCCUGCUUCUAGCAGCAGUUGUUAGUGAAGAAGCACUGGCGCUGAAGCGGACACAAAAUGUUGUUUGGUUGUGACUGGGACACCUGCUCAGCUCAGGGCAUUUCUCUUCUGAGAUGUGCUGGCUCUGCAGAACUCUCUGAGUGUUUUCCAUCCCAUCUGGGAGCAGGUUGGGGUGGAAGGGCAUGUUGUCCUCCUCUGGACAUAACAUCUUGCAGAUUGCCUCUCAGUAAAUAGCUAGGCUGAAGAGUCAGCCCACUGGCUGUGAAGGGGAAUGGGAAACAAGGGGCCAAACAAAUUGAAAGCUAAAUUGAAAGGUUAAAAUGAGACCGUGAAACGAACUGUGGAAGUAGAAGGUUAGAAGCUCUGCUGCAUUAGAAAACAGUAUGUGGUGUGGUCAUCAAGCUUCAGAUUCCAGCGUCGUGCUUUUUCAGAACUUGUGCAGAGCUGUCAGUAAUUCCAGCAUUGUCUUUGUGCUGAAAAAUUGGUAUGAGGGGACCUCUUCGGAGCAGGUGUGUUGCUUUACUCCAUGUCCUGUUGGAAAUCCAGUUUGAGGUGAGCCACUGAGAGAGCCAGGUGAAGCAAAAUGCGUGAGAGAUUAAUAUGAAUUCAUGAUCUAACCAAAGGGAGCUCUAGAACUGGGAAGAGUAUCCCCUGUUUCAUUGACAGCGUUAGUUACCCCAUCACCAUCUCUGCAACCAUGGUACUGUGGGACAUGGGAGCCUGCACCCAUCUAACAAACACUGUGUUUCUCUUACGGUCUUAUUUUUCCUUUGGUUGGUUGUUUGGCUUCUGCCAACUUUUUUCCUGCCUUUCCCCCUCCCAUCCUUUUCUUACUCUCUUACACAAAGUGUUGUCGCUUAUUUUUCGUCUUGCCCUUUGUUUUCUUUCCCUCCCGAUUUUCUUCGUCCCUAUCUGCUAUUCUGAUCUCCUUCUCUGGAAGGCAGGCUGCGGGGGAGAUUUCAUUAUCAGUGCCUUGAAACAAACCCAUUGGGACCUGAAAUGGACAAUCAGACAUUGGAGAAGUGAUGUAGGAACACAUUGCCGACAGCCCUGAAAUUCCAGAAGGUAGAAGCAGUCCGUGGGAGGUCAGUGGAAAACAGGGUUUUUGCUAAGGGAAGAUAAACAAUAUGGAGACUUCUUGGGGUUUUUGUUCUUUAGAAAAGAUUAAAUGGAUGAUCUUUAUCUCCCUCUUAAUAGCAAUAUCACAAACUAAUCUGUUCUGUUCAUUUCUUCCACACAAACCAAACAAAACAUACAAAAGAUUGUUGGAGGUGAGGGAGAAGCUGGGUUUUUGAAACGUAUCCAAGCCACCAAGAGCCAUUUACUUUCCUUUCAAAUGCUGCAUUAGCAGUAGAGCUCUAAAUCAAUGAAAGGUCUAAAAUUAGAUUAUGUUCCUGAGAUCAGAUGUGAAUCACAAGUUAAUCAUAUUUUCUUUUAUUAUCACUGUCUUUACCCUUUUAUUUUGUCCUGAGAAAUUAGGUUUCUGACUUCAAAACAGUGAACUGUGAAGGCAUGCUACCUGCUGGGUUAGGCCACGGCCUGUCACUUGUGGAUGGGGCACCAAAAAUCAUUUGUUUUGAAGGAAACUACGAGAGAAGUUGAGCGUUUGCUUGGGCUGAAGAGAAUGUUUCCCAGAUCUUGGGCAGAAAAAGGGAAAGAGAACUGAGGACUUUGCUGGUAGGUAUGCCUGACAGGAAGCCAUGGCUAGCAGUGUGACCGUCAACAGGAAACAAAACUUCACAGCCGAUGUGACGCUGACGUACAGCACACUCGCUGCGUCGUGUUGCCUGCUGAACUCUGUGGCCUGGGGAGCGGUGUUUGACUCCACGAGGUAUUCUCCUGUCCAUUCGUCUGCAAGAGUUUGAAUUGCUCUGUGUCUGGUUACUCCGCCUUGCCGAAGCUAGCAAGCCCUGCAUUUUUUUCUCUUGACACCUACUCCUGUGAAGACGUCCAGCAGCCAUGGGCAGAAAGGUUUAUGUGUGAGCCACCCUCACGGUGGCCCCAAGCGCUCUGCAGACCCCAGGCAGCUUCGAGGUGUCUUGGCCGUUCGGUGCUCUGCAGAUAUGAACGCUGAGCUUUUCUGGCACGUUCUCACGUUGGCCUGGUCGCUCUCACCAUGCUAGUACAUGGGAAAGAAGACUUCCUCUCAGACGUAGCUUACAUCAUCCUGGAACUGAUCAUUGCGGUGCUGGCCAUCCUGGGGAACGUCCUGGUCUGCUGGGCAGUCUAUUUGAACAGCAACCUGCAGAACGUCACCAACUAUUUCGUAGUGUCCCUGGCUGCUGCUGACAUUGCGGUGGGAGUGCUGGCAAUCCCCUUUGCCAUCACCAUCAGCACCGGCUUCUGUGCCUUCUUCUAUGGCUGCCUUUUCAUCGCCUGCUUCGUCCUGGUCUUGACGCAGAGUUCCAUCUUCAGCCUCCUUGCUAUCGCCAUCGACAGAAUCAUUGCGAUCCGCAUACCCCUCAGGUACAAUGGCUUGGUGACGGGCUCUCGAGCAAAAGGUAUCAUUGCCAUCUGCUGGGUAUUAUCUUUCAUCAUUGGCUUGACACCAAUGCUAGGGUGGCACAAUCGUUCCCACAUUGAAGAGCUGGGUGCUAAUAAGUCCUCUCCCAUCAACUGCAGCAACAGUAUGGUGGCAUGUCUCUUUGAAGCUGUGGUCACCAUGGAGUACAUGGUCUACUACAACUUUUUUGCCUGUGUGUUGUUGCCCCUUCUCCUCAUGUUUGGUAUCUACUUGAAAAUCUUCAUGGCAGCCCGGCGGCAGCUCAAGCAGAUGGAGAACAAGAUGGUGCAUGGGGAACGCUCACGCUCCACGUUGCAGAAGGAAGUCCACGCGGCCAAGUCUUUAGCCAUCAUUGUUGGAUUGUUUGCAGUCUGUUGGCUUCCACUACAUAUUAUCAACUGUUUCACCCUUUUUUGCCCAAAUUGUGCCCAUGCUCCCCUCUGGCUGAUGUAUCUGGCCAUUAUCCUGUCUCAUGCCAACUCGGUUGUAAAUCCUUUAAUUUAUGCCUACCGAAUCAGGGAGUUCCGAUACACCUUCCGUAAAAUCAUCAGCCAGCAUAUCCUGGGGAGGAAAGAGCAGUUCAAGGCAGGAACAGCCAGCAUUAGGACUUCUACGCAUGGUGGAGAUGGAGAGAACGCCAGCAUACGAAUCAGUGAGUAUGCAUUAGAAGUAUACACCAAUGGAGAGAUCCACAGGGAUCCUGAAAAGCAGGACUUAAACAAAUGCAAAGCUGUCUUGGAAUGGCAACAGAAUGGAAAUGCUCUGGACAUGGAGACAAAUGGGCAUCUCCCACGUUCCUGCAAAAAUGGGAUUCUCUCAGAUGCGUGUGUGAACAGGGAGCUUCACCAUGAAGAGUUAAUUGAUGCCCAGGUGUCUUUCUCAGACCUAGAAAGCACAGCCUUUGCAACAGCUGAUGUUUCCUGAUGAAUCGUUCAAAGUCUUCCUGGUAUAAUUAUUUUUUUUUUCCGUGGGUGGCCUCUGCCAUGGCAGAAGAUGAGGCUGGGGGGCGGGGGGAGAGAUGUGUAUUCAAGUUACUGUGGAGAAGGGGUCCUUACCCAGGACUGUUGUGGCAAUCCUAAAUACUAGACUGGAGAAAAGCCAAGAGACCACUGAAACUAACUGAGAAAGGAGGGACACGUGAUCCAUCGAUGACCUGUCACCAAGAGCAGUGCCAGGGUCAAAGAUGGCAUCCAAGCUGAGCACUGGGAGACUCUGCUGAUGCAGGGCAUAUCAUGACGUUAUGCUGUACUGUGUAUCUGUGGUUGUACAUCAGUUUCGCUGUCUUUACCAACAGAAAUAAAACCAUGGCUAAAAGCAUUCACUGGGUUGUAAAGAGCAACAAGGAGGAGCGUCUAAUACUUUGGCCCUGCAACAAAUGGACGGAGGAUGGCAACAUCUGUAGGUCAGGAAGGAUGCCAUCAGCUGCGUGGACAAGAAAGGAAUUUACCUGAUGGGAGCUUUGGAUACCUUCAACCAUGACAUUUUGUCUUUCAGUUCAUGUUUUUAAAGCUUAUAUACUGCAUCAGGUUGCUCGGAUGUUUUUUCUUGCCUUGGUUAGAUUACAUUACGUUAAGUUAUAAAGAUGAACAAGAACUCAUAUCCAUUCCCUGGGCGCUCAGUGUUCCAGGUGCACAAGACAAAUGUAACCUCAUAGCUCUUCACCCUAUCCAACAAAUAAUGAAAACUGAGACUAACAUCGAGUUCCCUUAGCAAAAGGACAGUUAGCAGGACUUGGUGCUAGAGCAUGGAUGGUCUUUGUCACCAGGGGUGGUCGUGCCCUGAGGUGCUGUGGAGAGUCAUCAGGUGUGAGGUGUCUGCGGGCUGGUGGGCUCUGUCUGGCUACUGCUUUUCCCUCUGUGUCUGUGCUUGCCCUGGGUUCCCAGAGUGCAAAUUAAUUCCAUGGUCCUAAGUUGUCAUUCUCACACAAAAGGCUGUGGGACACUUUUUCUUGUUUUUUGGUGGGGAGGCAGGGCGGGGAAUGACACAAGAUGAGACAUACCUACUUACUUUUUGGAAUCCCAACUCUGUCUGAACAUCUUUUUCUCCUGUGGUUUCAGUUGUUUCCUGAUGUGCUUUACUGUGGAGCCUGAUGUGUCCCAGCAGUGCAGAGGCCAACAGAUCUGAGUCUUUCUGGUUAGAAGAUAUUCCUACUCUGAGGAGCUGGAAGCAGUCAGUAUUAGUAGAAAUCUGCUUAUAAAGUGCAGUAGUCUGUGUAAGAGAACAGGCAAAUCUGCUACAGCAAAGGUAUGCACUGAUAUGAUCUGUUGAAGAGGAGUUGCACAGCAGUUUAGUAAUUUUCUCUAUCACCUAUGAAACGUGGUAGCUCAAGGACAGCAGAGUCCCAUGUUAGUUUGUAUUUUACCUGAAUAUUUUCCAGUCUUUGUUUUCCAGACAAAUAUUCCAUGCCCUGUGCCAUCAGCCUUCCAGGGAGAUGGGCAGUAAUGGUCCUACUAGAAACUUAGAAGUCUGGCAAUUCUGAGGAUCAGGAGCUUUUCCUUAGCUGAAAAUAUCAGAGGUGUCAGAGCCUGGCUCCUCCUCACGUCUCUCCAUUAACAUUUCAGAACCCAAAUAAUCUCAUUUUUAGGAAGGAAAGUGAAGCUGCAUUUUGAAAAUUGGAGAAGAGCACAUGAGGUUUGUGUGUUCUCCGUCCAUGUUUAUUUUAAAUAUUGUGAAUUAUUAGAAUGAAAAUUAAGUUUUAUUUGAAGAAAGUUUUCUUUCUUUUCCAGUCUGUCUGAAUGAAGGUGAGGAGUGGUUUAUAAGACUGAAUGUGUUCAAAGUACGUGACUGCUCUAGGCUAGCAGAAAGCUUACUGUGAGAUGGAUAAAAAAGAUGUGUUUGCCACCACAAUCCUUAGCAGAACGACAGGCAAGUGUAUAGAACAGUAGACUCCACAGUUUAAUUGAAUUGCUGCUUUCUUGGCAUGGCUCUACCACAUAGUCUAACGUCAGAGGUGUGGAUUAUCACUCUAGCACCAUUAGCAAAUACACAGCCAUUUCCCUAUGACUGAUGCUGUAGGCAGGCCCUCUGCAGGGUGACUUGGGAUCUUGUUGCUCUUCAUCUUCCUUGAUGGAAUGUUUCUGUCGGCCCUGUGCAGGAUGACUCCUCUGGCCUCCUGAAACAGCAGCAGAGGAAUUCAGUCUGAAAAAUGGGGAUCUGAUCUCUUUAGGCCUCAGCUGGGAGCCGAAAUGUUUCUAAAAAUAACGCAAGAUUACAUCCGGUAUUCAUGUCAAUAACAAUUGGGUUCACAAAGAAGCAGAGCAGGGAAGGAAGUGUGGGAAAAUACCAGCACCGCUCAUGUACUGGAACACACACAAGUGCAGAAGUAUCUCCUAUUGAGCUUGAGAUGCCAUUGUAAAGGGAUGUUUUAUGCCAUGUUGCAUCAGACUUUCAACAGCUGGUGUAGGUUGAUUGCUUUCUAUUGUUUCCUGAGCUUCUUCACACUCAAUUGUGGGUUCUUCUUGCUUGGUUGCCACAAGAAUCAAAUUGAUCUCUGUUGAUGUGACAAAAUUAAGAUUGUCCGUCUGGAAAACUAUCCUGAACAAGAUUGCCAUGCAAACUUAGAGUUUCCAUCUGUCCUGAAGUCAGUUUUUCUGUCACUGUUUGAGUUGCCUCCCAAGUGUGUCCAGUCUCUUUCAAUAUUAGUGAUCUAGAUUUGAAAUGAAAAGGACCAGGGGAUGUGUGUAGAAGGAGGACAUGCAGUGGGAGUAAGGAGGCAGUGUGUUUUGUAUGGAAUUGGAAGUCUGUAGUCACAGGAAGGAACGGAUGGCCAAUUGCACCACACGCUGUGUGCCUUCUGGCAAACAUAUGUCUGAGAUGGACCUUCAGAAGAUGUUUCUGAAGUUGUUGGGGGGGGAGCAUGAGCCUUUUUGAACAGAAUUUUGGAAUUCUUAUUUCUUCUUUCAUGAUUUCAAGGCUUCCUUCCUUUUAUUGAAAUAGAAGCUUUAGAGUCCCAUGAAUAAAAUGUGCUCUCCACUCUUGAGAAAUGUACCUCUUCCAAACUACACAGAGCAAAAGUCAUUUGAAAAGUUAAAAUUGAAUAUUUUUUUCCUAACUUUCCUACUCAUCUUCCCAUUUUCCUUCCAGCUGGAGAUUUAGCUGAUGAAAUAGCUAUUCUGGAUAAACAAAGAUGGUACAAGACAAAGGGAAGAAUGAGGUGACCGUCAGGAGAGGCUAGAGAAGAUCUCCUUAGGAAUCCAAGGUGCAGUGAGUCCAGAGAGUAAGAGCUGGGGUAAGAAGAGACUAAUUUCAUUGAAUUGGAACAUGUUACUAAAAAUGGCUCAAAAACCCAUAGAGAGAUGCGGUGCCUCGUUUGGUGAGAGGGCAUUCCAUGAAUUUCACCACUCCCUUGAGACUCCUAGGCUCCAGGCUUUAUUUGCUUUAUAGGGUUUUGGAGAAAGUAAAAUUCUGAUCAGUUGCCAGGAGUAAUUUUAUCGAGAGUUCUUCUUAGGUCUCUUUCCUCAAUAGGGCACUGCUUUUUGUGCAUGCAAAUAAAUGCACUUAGAAUUUUGUUCUGUGCUUUCUUUUGGAUCGGCAGUAGCUCAGAGUUCUGUGCAAGCUUGAACUGCAGCUUUUGAAUGGAGCCAGGUGAGAUGAGAAGGAGAUGUAGUGAGGCUGACACCAGUUUGACAGAGGGCAUGGUAGGACAGUUGGGGUACUGUAGACAGAGGGCACUUGCCACUGGUCCCAGCUGGUGCUAGAAAGCUUAUCGUGCAGACAGGUUUGGGAGUUAUGUGGAGUACUCCAAAUCUUUGAUCAGUCUUUGAAAAGAAGCUCCAGGGGAUGUUGGAGGGUAUAGGAAAGUCUCUAAGGUGGGAGAACAGACUGGGGUGUUAAGGUUUGAUGGGAAAUCUUGAUGUGGAAGGAAGAUUUGUAGAGUAUGUGUUUGGGAAGAUAUCAUGGGAGCAGGAAUGUGCUGGGAAGAGCUGAAGUUUGCCCUAAUGGCUUCAGAGCAGUGUGGAUGGCUGAAUAAGGAAUCUGGAAGGGAUUUAUAGUCUUAUGGCUCUCCUGGGUCACUGUAGAGGGGGCAGCCUUGCCCUGAUGGCUGCAGAGGAUUAACUUUGGUUUAUAUGUGACUGAAGAAGAGAGAUGUUUUUUUUUCUGGAUUGUCUCAUUUUCAGAUCCAUUGUCUCAUUUCAUAAGCAUAGUCAGGUGAAACAAGCCCUUCUGCUUCAUGAGCAUCACUCCACACGCACCAUCCUACCCCCCAGAAAAAUCAAUUCAGCCAUGCUUUGUGGGAAGGAGAAGCACACUGUAACUGCUGUGAUGCAUUGAAACUGUAGAAUACUCUCCAGAGGUGUUUGGUACAUUAGCUGUCUAAUAGUUCUCUCCUGAUUUGUUUUGGGCAUCAGACUGCUCUGAGACAGACCACGGAGCUUUGUCUUUCUGGCCCUGAGCUUCUGACCUUUUUUACAGUAAAACACAUCAAGAGUAACUAAAAUGACACCAGUUCCUGAUUUGCACGAGGCAACUAAACCCUAAAUGAGGCAAUGUUCUGUAUAGCUUCCUGUGUUAUUCGUCUGCUGGGACUCUUAACACAAGAAUGUGUUGCAUUCAAGACUGGAACCUGUUGAUCUGAGAACACCCUUUGCUUCCCCUGUUCUGUCUCAGGAGCUGAUGCUCCUGCCCCCUUUUCUGUGGAGGGUUGUCCCUGUGGUCUGUCAGCCAAGACACUACGAAUUGCACACGCUGUCACUGAGAAACACUUACUCUUUUAAUUUAAAUGUUUUAUGAAUAUAGUUGUUGUUUUCCCUCUGUUUGUCAGUUACCAGUGGGAGGGGAGGGAAAGGGGUGGGAGAAUCUGUGCAUGCAUUUGUAUUUAAAGUGCGUUGACCAAAGUUUGUUUUCUUUUUUGAACCUGUGAAGUUUUCAUAUCUGUGAAGUCAUCAGACUGCUGGGCAGUGAGGAGCCACUGGUGCUGCUGAGUCUGUCUUGGUUACAUUUCUUAAUAAGCAUUAAAAUAAUAAAAUAUAUUUGUAAAAGUGA
Messenger RNA from Numida meleagris (helmeted guineafowl), 11179 nucleotides. RefSeq names its product adenosine A2a receptor (gene ADORA2A). The coding region runs from base 4811 to 6121 and encodes 436 amino acids. NCBI's taxonomy places the organism in Eukaryota, Metazoa, Chordata, Aves, Galliformes, Numididae. Gene Ontology annotation, cellular component: membrane. Gene Ontology annotation, molecular function: G protein-coupled adenosine receptor activity. The transcript has 3 exons. The record is from RefSeq and is a predicted model, not a curated record. Gene Ontology annotation, biological process: G protein-coupled adenosine receptor signaling pathway; adenylate cyclase-activating G protein-coupled receptor signaling pathway.